This is a messenger RNA of Vollenhovia emeryi, 7017 nucleotides long. It is a transcript of the gene pdm3, whose product is annotated as POU domain, class 6, transcription factor 1. Gene Ontology annotation, biological process: regulation of transcription by RNA polymerase II. The transcript has 13 exons. Lineage: Eukaryota; Metazoa; Arthropoda; Insecta; Hymenoptera; Formicidae. The record is from RefSeq and is a predicted model, not a curated record. The coding region runs from base 1725 to 3752 and encodes 675 amino acids. Gene Ontology annotation, molecular function: DNA-binding transcription factor activity, RNA polymerase II-specific; RNA polymerase II cis-regulatory region sequence-specific DNA binding.
UUACCCCUUCCACGGCGACUAUCCACCGGGCGGGAGAGUCGUGACGGCGGGCUGUUCUUCCCUCGGUUGUACGCCGGGGCCACUACGCAGCCAGACUGCGGACCGUCAGGGUUCAGGUCCGAGUUUUCGCGUCGAGCUCCAAUCGCGCAACGUGCACGGCCACGCUGCCGAGCGAGGACGCGAGAAAGGGAGUGAAUCGGCCACCUUCUCCGAGAGCCUGAACCCACGUGGGACCUGGAUCGUCGUUCGUAGUGCCGAUUGCGCAACAAUUUCACGUCGGAGGGCUCGAGCUAGAGUUCGCCAGAAGAGGAACCGGACGGGAUCGGAUGAUCGACGCGCCUCCUUCGCGCGGAUCGAUUCGCAGCGUGUUCGUGAAAAGCUAGUGUUUGUGGCCCGGAGAGUGACGAGGGAGUUUAAACUCGCAGCUGCGUGCGCCGAUUUGUCCGGCCUAUCAGCACGUGGCCGCAGGGGUGGGACUUCUUUCGGUGCGCCUCGCGGGACAGUUAAGCGCGGUGAACUCUGUGUGUGACAGUCGGCCAGAAACGCGCGAUCGUAGAAUCACGAUUACGGUCGGCGCGAGUUGACUCCGUUGACAGCCGCGUCGCGCUCCAUUAGCAGCUACGUCGAAUUAACUCCGGCCGUGACGACGACCGCUCCGACCUGCUUCGUGUUUACCGAAUGUAAAUCAGGAGCGGGCGCAUGGAAACGUUAAAUCGCGACAAGUGCGUAGAAUAGACGACAAGGAGAUCGAUCGAAUCAAGGGACUCGACGAUAUCGGCGCGAGUGUCGGGACCGAUCUGCCGGAUCUGAUCGAAAGACGAGGGAUCCUCGAACAGGAUACGCGAUGAAACGAGGACUGUGCCACUGAUAAGUCUCUAAUUGUCGCGACAAGUGCGCCGAUAACGACGCGCGCGUCAUCGUCACGUGGACACGUCGGUGUUUUUCAGCACGAAAUUGCGCGUUACGGACAACGACUACCAAGUGCACGGUUCGACGCGCGCAAAUUUGAAUAAUUAAAAGCACAUUACGCGGGAAGGCGCGCCUGCCGGUCCAUCCGUCACGUGUCGCGGCAUCGAACUCGGCGAAAUAUCGUUCCCUCCAAAAGACGCUGGCACGUCCGGGGAAGGCCGGGGACGGAGCUCGCAAGUGAAGAGUUUUUCGAAAACGCUUGUCGUCCACCUUCCCUUCAAGCACGGAUAUCGCCCGAGGCGACACGCGAGGCGAAGCGGUGGGAUCAAUCGAGUGGUGUUUUACGAAGCAGCGGACAAUUAACUGUUUGCCUCUUGAUCGCUCCUAAUUACUCGCAAUUAGCCGUUGUAAUCAAGUAGGCUGAUGUCACCGGCGGCCGAUGUAUCAGUGAAUCGUCCGUUCCUCGACGUCGAUUCGCCACUCCUGCCGGAACGGCCUGUUAAUACUUGCCGCAGGAAAAUUACCGGAAGAUCGUGAAACUCGCGGGGCGAGGUGAGGUGCGGGCGGCAGAAGGAGGCAGGGGUCUCUCGGAGGGAAUUAAGACGGAUCAGCCGGGUAUAAGCGCGGCGUCGGAGAAGGUACGAGAGGGCAAGGCAAGAGCGCGGCCGAUCGGCGGAGAUCGGUACGACCGCGGCGGAAUUGCACCGUGGCGGAGAUAAAUAACAACCGCUAAAUAAAUCCGCGUCAGGACGACGUCCCAAAUACAUCAGUCACAGAUCGCCUCAGAUUACGAGUCCCCGGGAUGCAAGGCUGACAUGGCGGAGGGUUCGGCCGAGGAGGAACAGAGCAGUACUGCUGCGCCCGCUUCCCCGCCAGCUGAUCUUCGCACUCUGAACACCCAAUUGUCGUCGCCUUAUCACCACCAGCCCCAUCUCCAGUCUCGUCUUCAACAUCUGCAGCAUUCCAACAUGCUGGCGACCGCCGUACCGCCCCGGCACAGCCACAGUAUGCUGUCUCAUCAGGUGAAAGCGGAGGCAGAGCUGGACGGCCCCUGCGAUGUGCCAUUGAAUCUCAAGAGCGAGGACAGCGACAGGAGUAGCGCUGGAAGUCCCGAGCCGGCGACAGGUGGUGGCGCACUCCACGAGCACCAAAUGAUGAUAGAUGACAUAAAGAAUUCACGGAAGAGACGACGGAGCCUGUCACCCGAGAAUCUCCACCAAGCGAAACGCGCGGCGGUCGCGCAAGCUCACCUAAACGGGACAAUGGCCGGCAUGGUGACACUUCAGAAUCUUCAGAAUUUAGCGAAUUUGCAAAAUCUCCCACAAGUCGCGUCACUGGCCGCCGGUCUUCAGGGGAUGACAGCGGGAUUAACCAAUAAUCAGCUGAUCAAUACUCCGUUGAAUCUAACCGUCAGCUCGUCAGGCGGAACGAUACCAACGGCCUCGAGUACGACAGCGGGUCCCCACCUUUUGCCACCUAGCUCAGCCCCAAUGGCAACGUUACCUCAGCUAUUAUCUCAACCGCAACCGGUCGCGAUGCCUCAAUUCAUCCUAACGUCUGGUCAAUUGGUCCAGGGCAUUCAAGGGGCUCAGCUUCUUAUCCCCACUUCGCAAGGGAUCGCUACCCAAACCAUCUUGACUAUACCGGUCAGCCACGUCACGAACAAUCAAAUGGUGAACUUGGCGCUCAGUAACGGCCAGGUAGUUUCUACGACACUGGCGAAUCUCCAAUCUCUAGCUCAACCGCAGAAUAUGCUUAGUACGCCUACGAGCAAUGUUCCCACGAGCCCCAGCCUGGCGUCGGGAUUAGGACUGAACCCCGCCGCUCUGCCGCAUCUUCUGAGCAAUAGCUCGGCGAGCCAGCAACUUCUGAGCGCGAUGCAGCCUCAGCAACUGCUUCAGGCUGCCCAGGCGGCACAGGCGCAGGCGGCGCAGGCUGUACAGGCCGUCCAGGCCUCUCAGCAGCCGCUUUUAACGACGUCGCCUCAACAGCACCACCGACACACCUCGCAUAUGAAUCAUUACACACCGACGGAAAAACAUCACAGGGAGAGGCCGGAGCAGUCGUCGCCAUUGAACGAAUCCGUGGUGUCCGCCGCAUCCGCUUUGAACAGAUUGGCUGCCAGCAACGGCGAGAUUACUAUCACGACGACGCACGGGCCCGGCGGUGCCGGAGUAAAGGCGUCCCCGAGCAGUAUGCACAGUCCGAAGGAGGAGGAGGACGAUCUCCUGAAUGAUUCGCCGAAUCAACCAACGAUCAACGAGGCUACUAACAACGUAGUCGACGGAAUCAAUUUGGAUGAGAUCAAGGAGUUCGCCAAGGUCUUUAAGCUGCGUAGACUGUCUCUGGGUCUGACGCAGACCCAAGUUGGUCAGGCUCUGAGCGUCACCGAGGGCCCCGCUUACAGCCAAAGUGCCAUAUGCAGUGCCCUGGCUACCCAGAUGUACGCUGCCUCGCAGAUUGCCUCUCAGCAGCAAGCUACAUUCGAAAAGCUGGACAUCACGCCGAAAAGCGCGCAGAAAAUUAAGCCCGUUCUCGAGAGGUGGAUGAAGGAGGCUGAAGAGAGUGCAUCUGAUUCCAGGUACAAGAGCGGCGUUAAUCAUCUGACGGACUUCAUCGGGGUCGAACCGAGCAAGAAGCGGAAACGGCGGACCUCCUUUACGCCCCAGGCUCUGGAAUUGCUGAACGCACAUUUCGACAGGAACACUCAUCCUACUGGUAACGAAAUCACAACUUUAGCGCAUCGAUUAGGAUACGAUAGGGAGGUGAUAAGAAUCUGGUUCUGCAACAAGAGACAAGCUCUGAAGAAUACGGUGCGGAUGAUGUCGAAGGGCGUCGUAUAGGAAAGGACUACGUCUACCGAGCAAUCGGGAAGCAUAUGAGAAAGGCUUCAAACUACGGACGAUGAAGAAUACGUUUCGUGAAAUUGUCCAAUCUCGCGUUUCCUCUAGCAUAAAUAAACAGUUCUGGCGCGAGAGCAGUUCUCCGUAGUUUGUUACGGAAUAAGUAUGGAAAGGCGUUUACUUUAUAGAAAGCCACAUUUAUCAAAUUCGCUCCGGCGCGGAAGGAUCGAUUCUAGAUCGAAGCGAAGUCCUUCGAAUAUUGUGAUCGCAGGUGUAUACGACAUCUAUAUAUGUAAAUAGCUUUAAUCUACGAAUAUGUGAUGUAUACAUGAGUCGAAUAUCGAAAAUUGAUAAUCUGAAAUCGUUGUCUCUCAUUUGGUACCAAUCCGUCGCGCGCUUCCAAUUUUCAUAGAUAUAUAUCGGAAAACACUGACUAACUGAUCCAGUUUCGAACGAACUAUCGGCAAUUGGUAAGCACUAACGAUGGACGUAAAUGCUUCGACGGUCGAAAUUACGUCAACGGUUUGUCAGCUAUAGAAAAAUCGCUUCUAGGCUCCUCUAAUUAAUUGAUUACCCGCGGUUGCUUGAUUGCAACACUUGUCGGGGCAUGUACGUCUUUCGGAAUACGAUCCAUCAAAACCAGGCGGGAAGAUAUGUAAGUCGUCGCACGAAUAAAAAAAUAACGAAGAGCUACCUUUAACAUGGUUACGUACAAAGAUGCUACGUAAGCGGCGAACGUUCAAAUAACUACAAUUGAUUCCUAAUUAAACGGCGGAACAAUCGGAAAUGCACUUAAAAUGGAAACACUCGGAAGGGUAGCGAUCUUCCGCGCGCAGUAAAGACUACGACUGUGUUCGAACGAGGGAUCCCGAGGUAUUAUUGUCGCUCGUUGAGUUGCGCAAAUAAAAAUAUCGCUUAGGUAACAAAUACAAAAUAAAAUCAUCGUCUCUAUUGAUUAUAAUCAUCCCUUGCAUAUGUAUACACUGUUAUAACGAGCACGAUAAUAUUUCUUUCAUAGCUUCAUGGUGAUAAAUCGGUCAAAAGUUCUUGGUGCGCGCGAGAUGUGUAAAUUACAAGUGUAUUUAGAAAUCAAUGAAAUUCCUUUAGCGACUAAAUAAUGCAAUAACGUCUUUGAAAGUAUGCUAUAAACGAUUAUAUACCACAUGCCGCUCCUGAAGUUAUAUUUAAUCCUGUAGGAAAACAGAGAAAGAAAGAGAGAAAGAGAGAAGAAGACACAGUUAGGGACAGACAAGAUUCGAGUUUCUGCAAAACUAGUCCGUGAUAAUCUGCCAUGUAAGACGUAUACGUGUUAUAAACGAGCACGCAUCCUCCGUUCCUAUACAUAUAUGCGAUCCGCUUAUUCGCUGAAUAACGAUAAAGCUCGGACGAAAACUUCGAUUUAUAUCAGAGCUCGAUUUCGAUCUGCGGGAUAUUCGAACGAACGUAAUUCUUCGAUCGUAGAAUACGCGUCUGUGUCUCUUUCGUUUUGAUUUGGAAUUGAAAUCAAAAUGAAAGCGCGAAAGGAAGAAAAGGAAAGUGUACCGAGAGCACUCGAAUAAUUCCUUCGAGUGUGCGUGCGGUGAAAAAUAUUACAGACGCGUGAUUUUGAAAUCGAAGAAUUAUUUAUGCAUAUUAUUAUGUCCCUCUUAAUAAAAGGAUCAUAAUCGUAAAUCAAUAACGUGGCCAUGUAAAAUCGCCUCGCGCAUUAUAGUGACUCUUAGACGUUUGAUUUGCAUUACGUUGACACAAUCAUUUGACACGAGCGAUCGACAGCCCGCAGACGUUUUCACGCGCAAAAGGAUAUUUAAACGAAGCUCUUAAACUACGGUUUUCUUAAUACUUAGCAGACGCGUACAUUUAAUGGGUAAGAACUGUGCAUAAAAUGUACUUCAUCCUCUUUAUAAUGGGCUAUUCAUUACGAUAAUAUUGUGAAAUCUCUAACUUGACGAGUAGCUAGGGGCGCAAGGGUAGCAUGUACAUAUUACGAUAUACCUAGACAUUGUAAUAUUAUAAUUAACUUUUAUUAUCAUAGCUAUAAAAUAGCUGAAUUCAUGCAAAGAAAAUUUACAUGGUUAAAAAAUAAUAAAUUUCUAAAAGUAAAUAAUAUUUUAAGGUUUUACUUUUAAGCCUGAGACGAGCAAAGUGAUCUGUUCCUAAAAUGUACUAUAUAAAUAAAAGAGAGUAUGAAAGGCGCGAAGAGGAUGGAGUGAGGGUUGGAAAAACAGAUAUACGACGGAGUAAAUUGCAAAAUUCAAAAUUUUUUAUUAAGGGGUGGGAUGCGUAUGUUAUCCUUUUUGAUAAAAGAGCGAAAAUGUUUGUACAGAAAUAUUCCGGUUAUUAAAUUUUGUUAUACGAGCGAGAAAUGGGAGAGGGGGAGAAAAGGAGAGAAGGGGCAGAGCGUCGAAAGAUCCGCGGUAGUGAUAAAAAUAAAAAAAAAACGCGAAGAGACGGUUUAAGAAUUAUGUGUAUUUUCUUCGUGAAAUUGAAAUAUUCCUAUUGAAAUAGAUCCUUACGAAAAUAUAAACAUGAGUAUUACAAAAAAAAAUGUGAAUUGUAUUCGUGAGUGUCAUAUUAAGGAAGAUAGAUCCACGGGCGAAUGUUUUAUAGCAGUUUCCAGCUGAAUUGCUCGCCUUGUCCGGUAAUUUUCGUAAAUUCAAAAUAGACGAAACAAGAACGGGUAAAUACUUCAUAACCGUGUAAUAAAGAGGAAAUGAGUACCCCUAAAAAGAGCCACGUUGAGACACGAAACAAAGUUACAAAUCAAUAAGAGGAAACUGCUCAUGAAACAUUGCCCAGCGAAACCAAAGUUCCUACUACGUUUUAUAAAGUAUAUAACUAAACUGCAGAACUUGAAUUGUAAAUACGAUGAAUGCAGAGCUAAGCUAAUAAUCACGAUACAAUCAAUUUAAAAAUGCUAAACUACAAUUCGCCGGUCAAUUGAUUCGACAUUGCCGCUAUCGGAAAACGUCGGUCGAUCGUGAGAAAGUCACGUAACUCUCGGUAAUCUGCCUUCGAAGGCGGGAAUCAAUUGAUCUCGGCAACGAAAUAAGCACACAGUCGGCAAUUAAGCACAUAAGUAUACAAUUAAACUAAGCAGCCGUAGCUUUAGCUUGAAUGUUAGCACCUAGGCACAUGAUGUAACAUUAAAUUACGUAUUUAAAAUGAAGGACAAGAAAUCUUAGCCGUUAAGCGAAUACCUGUGUAAAAUUUAGUAGGUGUCCACAAAAAUAAAAUAAAAACAUAUAUUGUGGUACAAAUAACAAAA